AGCGUAUUUACCAAGGCAAGCAAAACGAGCGAUUUACGGUGCAGCAGAGGUGGUCAAUCUUCUACCUUCCCACAACGAAUCAGCGUUGGCCAGCGCAACGAUGGAGGAGCAAUUGUAAUCACUGUUACUACUGAGGAGAAAAACACUAAAGCCAGUGACGGCGACAUUAGAUGCAAAUGAGGAAAAUCCAUCUCGCGGGUUUAACAAGCCCACGGCCUUAUGAACCGUAAAAAAUUGUGAUCUCCUUUUUUUUCUUCGAAACAAGUUAUAAAAGAAAUCAAAUCAAUCGUCUCCCAAACGUUCAAAAGCAGAAAAGUUGAAACCGACGCUGAAAUCAAAAUACGCAAAGUUGAGUCGCACCAUAUUGAGCGAGAGCUUGUCCAGGCAAACACGCACAGAACAAGUAAAUAAGAUCGAUGUACGAUAGCCAUCGAAUAGUUUCGACAUCAUCCUAGCGACGAGCACCAAAACAACAAACGAACAAUACAAAUACACAAAGAACAACUUAGCACGCAUUUACGACAUUUCGGUUCCUCACGCCAGGCAUAGCACCAACGAAGCAAGGAGAGGUUGAACGAAGGACAACACUUUGGAUGCCACUGGCAGCGCGGCGAUCGUUGACUAGCCUGACGGUUGGAAUAGUUAUUUGCGUGACACCUGCUAAAGAUCGCCAGACGGAAUUGGCCCAGCAGCAAUUGUCGCAUGAACAAAAAGUAACAACAAAAAUAGUGUAAACAGUUUUAGUAAAAUACCGUUAUUUUAUGCUGGAAUGUGAACAUACGCUUCAAGCAGAUUUCAACCCGUUUGAUGAUAUUGCAGCAUCCGCUAAGCAUCAGGAAGGUCCGGCACCGGUAGAUACAAUAAGCCUAUUCUGAAUUACAACAACAGCAGUAACACCAACGAAAUCAAUACUGUUUCCUCACACCAAAAGGGUCCACUUUUGGGCGCACUACAAAAGCGACGGACAGCCCAUAACUCGGUAACGAAUCCAGAUGUCACGCGAAACAUACCUUACACACUGUAGUUAUCCCAAAUUCCGUGUUGCGGUCUGAUCAACCAAACCAAUGAAUGAUAUUUUCAUUUGCUAAUUUCAUACGCUGCUGCACUGUUUUAAAAACGAAGCCAGAGUCGUUUUUCAUCAACCAUACCAACAACAAGCAGGCGUCGAUUUGAGUAUGGUUCCUUACUCCUGUGUAGUGUUUUUGCCGGUAAACUUCGAAACAUAGUAGUGCAUUGUGCAACGGGUUUUGGUGAAGCGUAAAACACAGUACUUCGUAUCAAAUCGUAGCUGAGUCAUCAAAACAAACGGAUAAUACAAAUUCGAAGUACAAAUCAAUGUAAUUGAUUAACCCUCGAAUCCAGAUUGAUUUCUCGCCAGCUAACCAAAAGCUCAAUAUUAUGAUCCAAACUCAACCUCAGCCGUGAAUAGAAAUAGUCUCCCCGUUCAAGACAAUUGUGUUGUUUAGAUGGUGCGAUGAAAUGGCAGAUUUAGUUCGAAUCAUGUCAGUCAGUGAUUAAGGCGGAAAACAGCAAUAUUUUCGACGUGCGUGGAUUAUUUUACGAUAAGAUACAAGUUUACAAAAAGGCUCACAAAACGUGUCUUGGUGAAAAACGCACAAUAGCAUACGGAACCAGUUUGGAAAUACAAAUCUUUCGUUAAAUGCAUACGCCGGCUUUAGUUAAAAAAAGUGGUAAGUGAAUAACAACAACAUUUUCACUCAAGACUGAUUUGUAUUGUGCUAUGUAAGGAAGUUCUAGUGACGGAACCAAGUUCUGCCACUUUCUUAGUCCUGUCGGUCGGAUCUAGCUGGAUCUACAGACCCAGUCCGGAAACAGAUGCGGUAGUUUGACUGGGUCAACAAUAAUUAUACAUACGGAUAGUGAAGUGUAAAAAAAUAUAUGAAACAAAUGAGUGUGAACUGAUAGUGCACAGAUGGUAAAAGUGAUCAUCACGCGCGUGAAAUUAAAGUGUGCGUUCUGAAUGGUAGAUUGAACAUGUAAAAAGUAGAAGACUGCCUGCCUUGCCUAAAGCACUCCGGUGAUGAGCAGCGAGACUACGGAAAACGGAAAACAGUUAGAGAAAAAAAUACAAAUAAAACCGUUCUGUGAUAACAAUUAAAAAUUAUAAAAAUAUAAGCAUUUGUUUACUAAAGUAAACCGAAUACAACAGAGGUUGCUUAAAAACUGGAAACAAACGAAACAACGUACGCCGUCACCAUUUUGAGUGCGUCGGCCAAAACUGGCCCAGGACACAAACCGACAGCAAAAGGAAAUACUGUGGUAUUAAGGUACGUGAAUCGCCAUAGUGUUACGAAAAUCAACGUGCAAAUAUUAAAGUCACGCAAAAAUCGCAGCGAAAUUGUGUGACAUUGUUAGCCAGGUGAUCAAAACGAGCAACCAUAAAAACAGAACACUGAAAAUUUAAGUGUCCCAAGUAAUUCCAUGUUCCAGCCGUUUGAACCCGCACUAAAAGUUAAUGUGGUGGUCAGUGAUCGUGAAUUGAAUGCUUCGCAAUAUUGAAACAGAUCCAGCUAUUCUUCUAUGACGUGGUUUGUCAAUCCUUAUCAUUGAAUGGUUAAGACAAAAUAAAACAGAAACACUUUGAGUAAACUAAGAACUUAAAACUCCAAUGAACACACAUUGCACGAAAGUAGCGAUAACAAAAGGCAACAUCUUUAUGUGAUCUAUCUUCUGUGAACCUGAACGAAGCCGACGAAAAUCGUCGAAGAAGCGUUACAUUUUAUUGACCACUUUUCGAGAUUACGUUGGAUAACUAUUAGUUAUCAAUUCGAUUGUACGCUAUCGUUCGGAAAUACAAAGCUAGAAAACUCGCCCUCUGGACAACUACCUUUUCCCAAAUCCCGUUUUGGUUUGAAGUUCCGCAUACUGGAGACGAUCACUUUCUGGACUUCAAGGCUGAAAAGUGUACAGAGAGUUUCAAUCGAAAGGAGGAGUGUUAAAAAUAGGUUCGCCUUCAAAGCGGCAUCGUGUGUAUUACUCAAUUUCCGGCAACGACUCGAGUGUUGUACGUCAGGUUUACAAAACAACGGACCGAAGCUAGUUUAAUAUUCCGCGCAUUCUACAAAUAAUUUAUCGACACUAUCCCCACGCAAACAAUUUAGUGAUAUAUUCGCAUUUGUUGAAACUGACAAGUAAAUUAGUGGAACCAAGAGGUGAGAAAGUAAACAAUCGAUAAACAUAAGUUGCGCUACAACCGGAAACACGGAUAUCUCAUAAGGCUGAUUUGUGAAUAUAACGGAAACCAAACUACGCGAUAACGAAACAAAACCUACAAAACUAUAAAAAACGAAAGUGAAAAGACUAGAGCCCCAGUGCUCACCUAGGAUAUUGAGAUAAAACAAUUAAGCGAAUGGUGUAAUACUGGAAAAGUCCUGCAUAACCGCUUCAUCCAAUCGCCGUAUACCGCGCUCGGUUAAAGAACAAAACUUUAUUAUCCAGAAGCCAAAGGUUACUGCUCUGUUCAUUGCGUUGCUGCACAUUAGCCAUUACCAAUGAACUAAUAUGUAUCCGAAAACCUCGAUUGGUGAACUGUAAAGAAGAAAGCGAACCCGUUCCAUUCCUCGGACCAUAUCAAAUCGCGAGUGUCACAAAUUGAUCAACAAUAGUAUUGUUUCCGGCUUUUUGCGUUAAACGACCACGAAAAGCUUACGUGUCGCGUUUCGUGGACCUUGCAAUUGUUAAAGACUACGAGACAAUUGCGCUAGAACUUGUUUGCGACAGGUGACUAUCUAAGUUUGGCCGUUUAAAGUAAUCAGUCAACACUUUUCGAAAGAAUAAGCGCCUCAACUGUACGAGCGUUAUGGGAAGCCAAACGAAACCCUUCCGAUCCACUGAUGCAUCGUUCAUGGAUUACGUUGCAUACGGUGGUCCGCGUAGUGAUGUGUUCUUCAGCGGACAACCUGCGAACCAACCCUCUGGCCCGAGGCCUCCGGUAAAUCCUUCUAAUGUGUUCCCACCGAUUGGUACGUUCAGUUUGGAGUCGAACCCCAUCAACACUCCGGCGCAAAGUGUUUUCGGUGGCGGAGAUGUGAGCGUGUUAGGCAAUGCAGGAACGUCCGGGUCGAUUGGCGUGUUUAACGCCAAUGCGAUUAUGAGUGUUCCGAACAGCAUGGGAGGAACACCAAGCAAUCCUUUUUCGAACCAAACAAGCAACGGUGCCGAUACCAGUCAGGGAACCCGUGAAACUGGUAUCAUUGAAAAACUUCUCCAUUCGUACGGGUUUAUACAGUGCUGCGAGCGGCAGGCUAGACUGUUUUUUCACUUUUCGCAAUUCGGAGGUAAUAUUGAGCAUCUAAAAAUUGGCGAUCCGGUAGAGUUCGAGAUGACGUAUGACAGACGCACCGGGAAACCGAUCGCUAGCCAGGUCACGAAAAUUGCCCCCGAAGUGGUCCUCUCGGAAGAGCGCGUCACUGGAACGGUUACAACGGAACUUAAAAGCGAAUCGUCCGGUAACAGCACGUCUACUUCGAGCGACACUACGACCGGUAGAAUCAGUUAUGAAAAUCGCGGUGAAUGUUUCUUCCUACCCUAUACCAAAGACGAUGUCGAAGGCAAUGUUACGCUACGUGCUGGAGACAAGGUUAGCUUUCAGAUAGCUACUAAUCAAAGGGGAAAUUUAGGAGCUUGCCACAUACGGCUUGAAAAUCCAGCCCAUCCGGUUAAGUACCGUGGCGUUGUAUGCUCGAUGAAAGAUACUUUCGGUUUCAUCGAGCGGGCGGAUGUUGUGAAGGAAAUUUUUUUCCAUUUCUCCGAAACGGACACUACCAUUGAACUUCGUCCCGGGGACGACGUUGAAUUUAUUAUUCAAACUAGAAAUGGAAAGGAAGUUGCUUGCAAUAUCGCUCGCUUAGCACCGGGAUCAGUCAUUUUCGAGGACGUUGAUUCAACCAUCUACAAGGGCCAAGUCUUGAAACCGUUGGACCGAAAUAAUCCGGCACGACAGCAAAACAACGAUCCUCUGCCGGGCCGCAUACGCUAUCGUGCCGCCGAUCACUCGGAGGUCGAGGUGUCCUUUGGUGAUAAAGAUCAAAAAGGAGACUACACGUUGCGUCACGGCGACUGGGUGCAAUUUUUGUUAGCCACUGAUCGGCGUGAUCAGUUGCAACGUGCUACAUCGAUUUCAUUGCUGGACGAAACAUUCCAAGUUAGCGGCGAAAAACGAGAGCAAGGUGUAGUGGCGUCCCUGAAGGAAGGAUUUGGUUUUUUGCGCUGUGUUGAGCGAACCGUAAGAUUGUUUUUCCACUUCACCGAAGUAUUGGAUACGAGUCGCGAAAUUUGUGUUGAUGAUGAGGUUGAGUUUACGGUCAUCCAGGAUCCAGGAUCAAGUUUUGCCAACAAUCGACAGAGUGCAAUUCGUAUCAAACAUUUGCCCGUCAGUACGGUGAAGUUUGAGACGCUGAUCGAAAGCAAUGUCGACGGAAUCGUGUCACGGGAGGCACCUAAAAGCCCCAUCAAAUCGCAAGAACGCACCGAAGGUGGUGUUAUAACCUAUGGCGAUGGUCAAACCAAAAAGACUAUAAUGUAUUUCUUGAAAGAUUGUGAUAAGCCACCGCGUGUGGGUGAUAAAGUAAGAUUCAAUAUUUGUCAGGUUAAAAGAAAUAAAGAAUUCAUCGCUACAAACAUCCAGGAGAUUACAUCUAAUACACAACCAAUUCAACAACCGUCACAACAAGUUUCAUUAGUUGCUGAGGGGCAACAGCUUUCUAUAACGAUGCACCAAACAUCUCAAUCACCAACGGAAGGACUUACGAAUGGUACCAGAGCUAAUGGUAACUCCAUUCUGAAGUCUAACUAUACAAACGGUAAUAUUAAACCUGGAAACAUUCACCAAGGAUUUAUUGCAGUCUUAAAGGAGAACUUCGGAUUUAUUGAAACCGUAGAACACGACCAAGAAGUGUUUUUCCAUUUCAGUAACUUCGUGGGUAACAGUAACACACUGGAGUUAGGCCAAGAGGUAGAAUAUACGCGCUCUACGCGCAAUGCCAUGAACACAGGCAACUGUAUUCCUGCGGAAAAUGUUAAAGUUCUACCGAAGGGAACCAUCGUUCAACCGAAGGUUUUGCCAGAGAAUUUUAAUGGUUCGGUGGUUCGCCCAUUGAGAUGCAUAAACCCAGACCAGGAGGAAUACUGUGGUUUGGUGCAAGUAAAAAGCGAACACGGCGAUUCCCUUUCAACUCAUGAAUUUGGCAUAACGAGCUUGAAAAAUAAACGUGAUUUACUUCAGAAAGACGACGUCGUUACAUUUAAAAUCGAUGAAUUGAGCCGUGCAAUGGAAAUUGCUCCGGUUCGCACGAAGAAACAGGCCAAAGUAGAUUCGAUUAAGGGACAGUUCGGGUUUCUUGAUUUCGAGGUGGAUGAGGGCAAGAAGUUGUUUUUCCACAUGUCAGAAGUUCAGGCCAACGCCAAUCUGUAUCCGGGUGAUUUUGUGGAAUUCUCUAUUGUUACAAAUCAACGUAAUGGAAAAACGUCUGCCUGUAACGUUAUCAAACUGAUCGAUGCAAACGGACCCCGACCAGAACGAAUGAUCUCUCGCAUCAAAUUAAACUCUGUUGACGAGAGCAGGCCUCGCUUGACUGUCAUUCGUGCACCUAAAGGACCAGACGGUACAAAAGGCUUCCAAACAUCAAUCAGAGUUCCGCGUGUACUGACAAAAAGCGUCGAAUAAGAAACUUCAAUCAUGUUCAUCAAUUAUAAUAAAAUUGUAUCAACUGAACCCGCAUUAUUUUUAUUUUCGAGCGAUUAAGUUGAACGAUGGUCCAUCCUAAAUCAAACAUCUGAAAUUUGAGCAUUCAAAAAUAACUCGGUUCAAGUAUAAACAACAGAGAAAUGACAUACAAACACACGAAUCGACAGAGAGGUUAUAUUGUUUCUAUUGUGUCGGUGCAAAAGAAAAUAAAAACAUUAUGCAGACUUUUAGUUAACUAAUUUCUAUUCUUUAUAUUGUACGAUGCAGUACAUCAACAACAAACAAAACCAAAUAAGCGAUAUGUAUAUGCAUCAGAAGGCAACAAGAUAAAAGGAAAUAGAGAUUGCUGGAUAGAUUGAAAUGAUUUUAAAAAUUGAUGAACACGACUUUUCCGUAACAGCCUUCCGGCCAAGUUUUGUUUAUGCAAGCGUCUCCUUUUUUCAAAUAUAUGAAAUAAAAACCACAAUUUCUGAUACUAGGAAAAUCUAAAAGAUUGAAGAAGAAAUUUAUAUUAUUUUUCAUUCAGAUUGAGCGUUUUUGUUUUCAAAUUUAUUUCUCAAUGGGCGUAAGCAGAGCCGUGAGCAAUUCAAUCAGUUUAAAUAACGACUCAUAUUUUUCACAGUGACAUCAUUCUCUAAGUAGUGCUUCAUGAAACUGAUCAAACUCUAUGUUCGAAUCUAAUUUCGCGAGUCCAUUGGAACAAACCACGAACUGAAAUGUCGACAUUUGUUCGCCACGGUUGUUCGGGACAUGCACGAAACCAUACAACAUCGCGAAUUGUUGGAAAUUGCAAAAUUAGCAAAUUGUGGCGAAUUUUUUUCUUCGAUUGCCGGAAUUUUUGUUAAGCAUUGUUACAAUUCAAUUUACAUUUAGCAUAAUAUUAAUGGAAUAAAGUCAAGUACCAAUCAUUCUAUAAAAGCGA
Molecule: messenger RNA, 7628 nt
Organism: Anopheles bellator
Lineage: Eukaryota; Metazoa; Arthropoda; Insecta; Diptera; Culicidae
Gene: Unr
Product: cold shock domain-containing protein E1
Exons: 11
Coding region: 3821-6685 (954 amino acids)
Molecular function (GO): nucleic acid binding
Source: RefSeq, a predicted model, not a curated record